ACGACGAUAGAUUUGAUCACGAAGGACAACGCGUCCCGUCGCUGAGAGUGUUUAUACAAAUUACAAGUUUGUACAUUUUUGUUUCGAGAAUAAAUAUAUGUAGAUUAAUCUUGCCAUUUCGCCAUCAUCGCUAUUCCUCAUUCGUUGCGAUUUUGCGACGCGUACUCACGUAUUUUCCGAACGUCGUUCGAUUUGAAUUCACGCGUAAUUGCCGCGCAGUCGUGUCGCGAAUUAAUAAAAUAAGUCACGAGUGCCGGAGUGUGUGAAACAUGUGUUAGGUUUUUUUUUAUCACCGAAUGUUAUCUUUUCUGUGUCCUAGUUGUAUGACACUGACCUCUCUCGCGCCGCAGCUACGCAUACUACGACAAAAGUGACCCGAAAAAUUAUUUAUCUCACCUAGUCUCCGAGAGACAGGACCAGACGAAAACACCGACCUCGUCAUCUCUAUCAGGCCCCCUUCUUCCGUUUUCGCACAGGUAAGUCAAAGGCUAACGACGUGACGAACACAGUCCACGGUUUUUGUUCUCUCCCCGAACGCGUUUCGCGAUUGAUCGCUGUAAGCCGAAAUGGCCUACGGUAUGUUGCACGUCGUCAGGGGUCUCCACAAAAAUGCCCUGAAGACCACCGCCGCCGCCAGACGGACGGCCCAGUUUGAGGUCUCAAACGAUACAUGGAGGGUCCUCCAAAGUAACAAACCUACCUGUCUAAGGAGGGCAUUGUCAACAGUUACCAUUUCUCAUCCGACAUCGCUUUAUAGUUCAUCUAAUAGACGGUCUUUUGAUCAAUGCCGCUAUUUUCAAACAAGCGCAAUCCUCUGGGAAGAACACGUCUUGAAGACACCAGCUUUUGCCGAUUCAGUCUCUGAAGGUGACAUGAGGUGGGAAAAAAAUGUUGGAGACACAGUAGCAGUAGACGAAGUAGUUUGUGAAAUUGAAACAGAUAAAACGUCAGUUCCUGUUCCUUCACCAGUCAAUGGAGUUAUUGAAAAACGACUUGUUGAAGAUGGUGCUACUGUUAAAGCUGGACAAGACUUAUGUACAAUUACCAUUACGGAAGGAGCACCCGCCAAAGCAGCUCCUAAAGUUGAUGACACCCCUAAAACUGCAGAAUCAGUAACACCUGUGGCUGCAACAGUAGCUGCUCCUGCUCCUGUAACACCUCCCCCACAGGCACAACAAUCGCCACCACCACCUCCUCCACCAAGAGUAGCUGCACCACUAGCAGCUGCCCCCCAAAUAUCAAAACAACAAGCUGCCAUUGUUAAAUUACCACCAGCUGAUCCCACCAAAGAGAUAACUGGAACUAGAUCAGAAUACCGUGUUAAAAUGAAUCGUAUGCGAUUACGUAUCGCUCAACGUUUGAAGGAUGCUCAAAAUGUUAAUGCCAUGUUGACCACUUUUAAUGAGAUAGAUAUGAGCUCGAUCAUGGAUUUCCGUAAAACUAACCUUGAUGCUUUUCAAAAGAAGCACGGUUUGAAAUUAGGUUUCAUGUCUGCAUUCUUAAAAGCGUCAGCUUAUGCCCUACAAGAUCAACCAGUUGUCAAUGCUGUAAUAGAAGGCAAUGAAAUUAUCUACAGAGAUUAUGUAGACAUAUCUGUAGCUGUAGCAACUCCCAAAGGUUUAUUAGUGCCUGUUGUGCGCAAUGUACAAGAUAUGAACUAUGCAGAUAUUGAAAAAACUAUUGCUGCUCUUGGUGAAAAAGCAAAAAGAGGUGCUAUUGAUGUUGAAGAUAUGGACGGUGGUACUUUUACUGUCAGUAAUGGUGGAGUUUUUGGAUCUCUAAUGGGAACACCAAUUAUCAACCCACCACAAUCUGCAAUUUUGGGAAUGCAUGGAAUUUUUGAACGACCUAUUGCUGUUAAAGGACAGGUUGUCAUAAGACCCAUGAUGUACAUAGCCUUAACAUACGAUCAUAGACUUGUAGAUGGACGUGAAGCUGUAUUAUUCUUGCGCAAAAUUAAAGCUGCCAUUGAGGAUCCUAGAAUAAUUGUUGCAGGAUUAUAAACAACAAAAUAAUUUGAAGCCAGCCGUACUUAGACAUAACAAGCACUUAUUAAUUUAAUUAUAUUAUAUUGAAUUUAUUCCUAAAAUAUUCACAAUUUUUUUUUCACUCAUUAAUAUGUAAUUCUCUUCUUAUCGCCCCUAUCAUUGUUUUAUGUGUAUAGUUAAUGUAAAAAAUAUAAAUUGUUUAUACUCAUUCAAACUAUAUAAAAUUGAAAACGAGCAAAACA
Messenger RNA from Rhopalosiphum maidis (corn leaf aphid), 2230 nucleotides. Its product is annotated as dihydrolipoyllysine-residue succinyltransferase component of 2-oxoglutarate dehydrogenase complex, mitochondrial. NCBI's taxonomy places the organism in Eukaryota, Metazoa, Arthropoda, Insecta, Hemiptera, Aphididae. Gene Ontology annotation, molecular function: dihydrolipoyllysine-residue succinyltransferase activity. Gene Ontology annotation, cellular component: oxoglutarate dehydrogenase complex. The transcript is spliced from 10 exons. Gene Ontology annotation, biological process: tricarboxylic acid cycle. The record is from RefSeq and is a predicted model, not a curated record. The coding region runs from base 567 to 2003 and encodes 478 amino acids.